AUGAUCAUCAGCUUUGUUGCCCUCGCCUGCUCGGCUGCCCAGGCCAGCAGAGUCAAAGAAGAGAUUUUCUGGAAUGUCGACAACUUCAGAUUCGCGAACUCCUACUCCCUGGAUGUCAAUCUGGAAGACAAAGUCGACAUCUACUGCCCCCAGUACUCCUCUGCCGCCGUCGAUGAUCGAACAGAAACCUUCUCGACCGACAAGCACUACCAAACAAUCUACAUGGUCGACGAAGAAAGCUUCAAUUCUUGCCGACUUGGCGACUUCCGAAGCUUCAAAAAGAUCAUGACCUGUUCUCAACCCGUCAGAGAGAAGAAAUUCACCGUCAAGUUCCAGGAAGUCAGCCCAAGCCCCUUCGGACUCGAGUUCAAACCCGAUGUCGACUACUUUUUCAUCUCGACUUCCAAUGGCGACCAAGCAACUCUCGAUCAAAAAGAAGGCGGCGUCUGCUCAUCCCAUUCGAUGAAAAUGCGAAUCUCAGUCCAUCGAGGAGACGAAACCGGCAUCCAGCGAAUAACCGAGUCUACAGUCGACAGCUACAGUAACGACUUUGCUUCUUCUGCAACUGACAAGACCAGUGUGCCCGUCCAAUUUCUCGAGCCCGAGAUGGAGAAGCAAGAAGCCCUGCCAAACGCGAUGAUUAUUGGCAUUGUUGUCGGUCUUCUUCUUGUUGUCCUCUCCGUCAUCAUCUUCCUCCUCGCUCGUCGAGUCUUCAUGGCUGGCAAGGGCUCCGACAGCUUUCCGACCAUGUCCGACUACCAGUCCUCCUACGUCGAGAAAUACGACCCAAGCCUCUCGCCCCAGUCGAUGCUCAACUACUCGCCUGGCUACCCCAACUCUCCCCAGGGCGCUCCCCAGCAAGGCGGCCCCACCGGCGCGAUCGUCGAUCUCUACCCCGCCGGUCGAGUUGCUGCUCCAUCCAGCUACGCCGCCGUCCAUAUUCCCCAGCCAAUGAGCGAAGGAGCCGAGUUUUCCUACUUCGAUGGCAGCCAAGUUCCAAGACUCAGCUCGAGAACCAAUGAUAUCGUCAUGGUUUGA
Molecule: messenger RNA, 1038 nt
Organism: Oikopleura dioica
Lineage: Eukaryota; Metazoa; Chordata; Appendicularia; Copelata; Oikopleuridae
Source: the annotation of a GenBank genome assembly